AUGGUAAAUCUCAAGUGUUUCACCGCCCUGCUGACAAUGAGCGUUCUGACCACUGCCGCCCCCUCUCCCGCCGCGGAUGCUGAAGAGGCCAAUGUCCCAUCCGACUGGAAUGACGUGAUCAGCUCGAUUCGCAACCGGGCUGCUUGGUCUUGCACUGGGUAUGACCCAUAG
Podospora pseudocomata is the source of this 171-nucleotide messenger RNA. RefSeq lists its product as uncharacterized. The transcript is spliced from 3 exons. NCBI's taxonomy places the organism in Eukaryota, Fungi, Ascomycota, Sordariomycetes, Sordariales, Podosporaceae. The record is from RefSeq and is a predicted model, not a curated record. Bases 1 to 171 code for a protein of 56 amino acids.